CACUGGCAAACCAUGUUUGACCAACUUCCUGACCAAAAUGGCUGAACUUUAUCCCGUCAUAAGAAGCCUAUUUCUAUCUGAACGUUCCAACACGUUGGGUCCUACUGAACGCGCCCCAGCACAGGCCCUGCCCUGUACAUUCAGCAACAACACAAGACAAGACAAGGGAAGGGAGACGAGAGCACUCCUUGACGGGAUCCCCGACAUAGAUUGGAAGGCAAGCUGGGUGACAUAAUGAUGUUGCUGGGAGAAGCAGCACUCCCACGGGUUGGGGUUGACAGCUGGGGUUUAUUCAUUACAACAAGUCUUUUGCAAAACGUUUAUUAAACGGACGCAAAUGUAACGUGGAGGGCCCUACCUGCGUUUGUCCAAUAGAAACUCUCGUUUUAGUUGCAAAACAUUUUGUUUUGGACUCAUGAUUACAGCCCUGAUGUGAGGAGUCCCAUUUCAUACAUCGCAUGGAGAACAGUUGUUCGGUUCAGCAGUGAUGCCACACCGAAUUGGACCAUAUUCAGAAUAAUCGGAUGCUCCAGAUUGAAGCAGUGGAUGGUUUGGAAUUGAGAUUUGAUGCCUGCAUUCUAUGAGUUUUUUUUAGUGCUCUGACAUUUGCCUUUUGACAUGCACUCAACAAAUUUGUUUCUUACAGGGCUAAUCAAGGCUCCAAGAAUGAAUGUUUUUUAAACUUAUUGCAUAGUUCAAAGUUGUUGGAGGAGCUUUGUUAAGUUGUUAGUUUAGUUGGCUUUGAGUUGCCAACUUGUUCCAGCACUGUAGCCUACGACUGCAAACAAAGGAAAAUAGGUUUUCUUAUCCUGUGAUCGGAUCUACUGUAGUUAUAAAAUUCCACUUCAUGUUAAGUAAAAAAAAAUGUGUUCAUGGAUAACAUUUGGUAGUACGCAAUGUAUAGACCAAUACUUUAAUCUUUCACCUCCGUGGUCAAUACUCAUGGAGUCAGUAUCACAUUGACAGGACUUACUGAUUUAACAAAUCGAAAUGACCUGAAUGUGUGCCUUUGAACUUUUAUGCAAUCUUCUACGAAAUCACCACUGGCCAACCAUGUUAUUUAGAUAAUUUGGUGAUCAACAACUGAUCAGACUAUUUUCUUAAAAACGUAUGGGAACAAACACCUAAAUAGACUACCAAAACGUCAAAUAAUAUGCAGCGUCUGUUCCACGGCGCCGACACGAGUUUGCCUGCAGCGGAGUGGAAGCGCUCAUAGCUGGACCACCAUUCUUUCCAAAAGGCGCGACCUACAGGAUUCUUUUACCUCAUCGUGGAACGAGUUGCGGUCGGCAGGCAUGUUCGCCGCAGUGGAGCAUGGCCCCGUCCUGUGCAGCGACUCCAACAUACUCUGCCUGUCAUGGAAGGGCCGGGUACCCAAGAGCGAGAAGGAGAAGCCGGUGUGCCGGCGGCGCUACUAUGAGGAGGGCUGGCUUGCCACAGGGAAUGGGAGAGGGGUUGUCGGGGUAACGUUCACAUCCAGCCACUGCAGAAGGGAUCGGACUACCCCACAGAGGAUCAACUUCAACCUGAGAGGACACAAUAGUGAGGUGGUGCUGGUGCGAUGGAAUGAGCCCUUUCAGAAGCUGGCCACUUGUGACACAGACGGAGGGAUCUUUGUGUGGAUCCAGUACGAGGGCCGCUGGUCUGUGGAGCUGGUCAACGAUCGCGGGGCUCAGGUGAGUGACUUCACCUGGUCUCAUGAUGGUACCCAGGCUCUCAUCUCUUACCGUGAUGGCUUUGUCCUGGUGGGCUCGGUCAGCGGCCAGAGACACUGGUCAUCAGAGAUCAACCUGGAGAGCCAGAUCACCUGUGGUAUCUGGACCCCCGAUGACCAGCAGGUAUUGUUUGGUACUGCGGACGGCCAGGUGAUCGUGAUGGACUGCCACGGGCGCAUGCUGGCCCACAUCCUGCUGCACGAGUCAGACGGCAUUGUCAGCAUGUCAUGGAACUACCCCAGCUUCCUGGUGGAGGACAGCAGCGAGAGCGACACAGACUCUGACGACUACACACCACCACAAGUCCAACGUUUGAAGCAUCUGCUGACAGUCAGCUUCACCUCUGGAGACAUCAGCCUGAUGAACAACUAUGAUGACCUCUCUCCCACUCUAAUCCACACUGGCCUAAAAGAUGUGGUAGUCCAAUGGUGUUCUCAGGGGGAUCUCCUGGCCGUGGCUGGGAUGGAGAGAGCUAUCUUGCCCCCCGACUCCUCCUGUCUACCUCCCACCAGAAACGCCAUCGUCAAGUUCUACAACGUCUGCGGAGAGCACAUCUACACACUGGACACGCCUGCACAACGUCCCAUCACCACGCUGUGCUGGGGUCACCGGGACUCUCGUCUGUUCUUGGCUUGUGGUCCGGUACUCUACGUGGUGCGGGUGGAGCACCGGGUGGCCAGCCUGCAGCUGCUGUGCCAGCAGGGCAUCGCCGGGGCGCUCCGGGAGGAGAAGGACGUGGCAAAGCUCACCAUGCCCUCUCGUCUCUGUUCUUACGUCACCACAGCCUUCACACCCACCAUCAAGCCCCCCAUUCCAGACCCCAACAAUAUGCGUGACUUUGUGAGUUACCCGACGGCGGGGAACGAGCGGCUGCACUGCACCAUGAAGCGGACGGAGGACAACCCUGAGGUGGGCGGGCCCUGCUACACCCUCUACCUGGAGUACCUGGGCGGCUUGGUGCCCAUUCUCAAGGGCCGACGCAUCAGCAAGCUCCGUCCCGAGUUCGUGAUCAUGGACCCCAAGACGGACGGCAAAGCAGAUGAGGUGUAUGGGAACAGUCUGAUCUCGUCGAUGAUAGACAGCUGUAACUGUUCAGACUCCAGUGAUAUAGAGCUGAGUGACGACUGGGUCGGCAAGAAAUCCCCAAAGAUAUCCAGAGGCAGCAAGUCUCCCAAACUUCCCAGGAUCAAUAUUGACCCCAGGAAGUCCCCCAAACUGUCCCGCGCUACCCAGGAGAUCUCGCGGUCGCCACGGUUACCCAUCCGGAAGCCGUCCAUUGGGUCCCCAAGUCUCACCCGCAGAGAGUUCCCCUUAGAUGACAUCACACAGCAUAACUACCUUGCUCAGGUCACAUCCAACAUUUGGGGAACAAAGUUUAAGAUUGUGGGACUUGCCACCUUCUUGCCAACCAAUCUUGGUGCAGUGAUCUACAAGACAAGUCUGCUCCACCUGCAGCCCAGACAGAUGACCAUCUACCUGCCGGAGGUGCGUAAGAUCUCUAUGGACUACAUCAACCUGCCUGUGUUCAGCCCCAACGUCUUCAGUGAGGAUGAGGAUGACCUGCCUGUCACCGGGGCCUCGGGUGUGGCCGACGACAACCCUCCCUGCACUGUCAACAUCCCCAUUGCCCCCAUCCACAGUCCCGCCCAGGCCAUGUCCCCCACCCAGAGCAUCGGCCUGGUCCAGUCCCUCCUAGCCAAUCAGAACGUCCAGCUGGAUGUCCUAUCCAAACCCACGGCCAUCUCCUCCGUGGCUUCUGCAGCGGCAGGGGGGUCACCUGACCAGGGCCAGGACACCAUCCUGACCGCCCAGUACACGGUUCCCAGCAGGUACUCCAGUCCUGGACAGGUCAUCUUUGGAGGGCUGGAGAUGAGCCGGCUUCUGGUUGGGCCUCCUCCCUCUCAUCAUCACCACCAACAACAACAACAAAGCCAUCCACAGAGCCAUCAACAACCACUGCAGGUCAGCGUAGAACAUGAGCACCUGCUGAAGAUCAAACCCACCCGCUCUGCCCCCCAGCUGGCUGAGGGGGACACGGUGGUGUUCAGCGCCCCUCUGGAGCUCAGCAAGAUGAACCCCCCGCCCCCCUACCCUGGGACGGUGGCCGCUGCUGCAGCCUCCGCCUCUGCUGCAGCAGCCAACGCCUCCUCUGGACAGGCUGGGGGAAGUAACGGCACACCGCCGCCAAUGGACCUGUGCCUGAAGAAGGGCGAGUUCUCCCUGUAUCCUCCUGGCCAGCAGGCGGCACAGUACCCAACGCCGCUAGGCUACGAGCGGAUAACUACGUUCGACAGCAGGGGUAACGUGGAAGAGGUGUGCCGGCCUCGAACGCGGCUUGUCUGCAACCAGAACAUUUACACGCUCCAGGUCCCGGGAAGCUCAGCCACCCUCCGGGUUACCUCCUCUUCUUCCUCAACAGACGGGAAGAAGAUCCAGCUGCCCUACGCCUCGGCAACCCUCAACAGGCUCACCGUUCCCCGCUAUUCCAUACCCAGUGGAGAUCCGCCCCCCUACCCCGACACAGCCAAUCAGAACACCACAGGGGGGAGGAGCACCGGACAGAGGCUGGACAGCAGUCUGAUUCAUGCCACACUCAGGCGGAACAGCCGAGAGGCCGCUCUCAAAGUUUCCCAGAUGCUGGACCCUCAGAGGACCCUGCCCCCUAAAGCCAAAUCCCAAAACGCUGCACUGGCGGCUUCCUACCAACAGAGGGUGCCCAAAGCCCUGUACACCUGCAGUCAGUGCAGUAGUAACAGCAGUGGGCUUAGCAGUGCAGCCAGCAGUGCUCCCAGUGGAACUGCGAAUGGAAUCGCAGGAGGUACAAUCAUUAGACAGGAUUUUCCUCCGGGGAAUGGAGCUCCUCACAGCACGGUGAUCGUCCACUCCAACAGCGCUUCUCCCCUAGUCUCUCAAUCCUCCUACAACCUGCUGAGCCUAGAUAGCUCUGGGAAUGGAGGAGGAGGUGGGAACAGAGACAGGGCUGACUAUGUGAACUCAGCCUUCACAGAGGAUGAAGCACUAAGUCAGUCAUUGAGGCAUCUGGCACUAGGGAGCGCAGAUGUGUCUGGACUGACAGUCAAGAGGCCACCGCCGUACCAGUGGGACCCAGCCACCACUGAGGAGGUGUGGGUGCCCCAGGAACGGACCGGUACUAUGAGCUCUGCUGGUCCCACUGGACCCCACAAACCACCCCCGCUCAUCCUCAGCCCAGCCCAGCACCUCGACAUCUCCCGGCUGCCUUUCAUCCUCUCCCCCAAGUCCCCCACCAGCCCCAGUGCUGCCUCUUUCCAGGCUGCCGCUGCAGCUGCAGGUUACCAGAUCUCCCUUCAGUACGCUCCUGGCACAACCUACAGUGGGCCCCAGCAGCAGCCCAUGCCAGGCUCUCCCCGUCUCUGCUCCCCUAAGGAGGUGRUGGCCCCGGUCCCUUUCAACCAGCAGGAUGCCACCCUGGUCCUACCACCUGGCUAUCCAGCCAACCUGUCUAACCUGGCCUGCUGCCCCCUCCCUCCAAUGUACCCGGGGGGAAGCUCCUGUGCCGGGCUCCCCAUCCCCCCCAUUGCCCUACACACCCCCUGGGGCACCUACAACCCCUGCCCCCCCAUGCCCAGCCCCUCGGGGCACUGCCCCCCAUGCCCCCCAAGCUCUCAGACGAUGGUGGACAAGUCAGUCCUCUCUCCCCCUCCUCCCCCACCGCCUCCCCCUCCACCACCCCCAGCAGAGCUGCAGCUGCAGGGUCACGGUGGCUCACCAGAGGCCAUGGCAAUGGAGGCCGGAGAGGGCUUCCAGGAGGUCCUCUCCCUCAACGAGAGCCCUGUGCCGAGCAGUGCUGAGAAGUUUGGCAAGAAGAACCGCAAGCGGGCAGAUGGCAGGGUUGAGGAGGCCAAUGCACCGGCCAUCGCCGAGGGAGGCAAAUCCAAGAAGGAAGGCCGGGCCCUGGGUGACUUCAACUCUCUGAUCUCCAGCCCGCGGCUGGGCAGCAGGGAAAAGAAGAAGCCCAAAGGCCAGAAGGAGCAGCAGCUGAAGGCUAAGAAGCUGAGCAAGGCUCCCACAAACAGCGAAUUCCAGGACAGCUCAGAGAGUGAACCUGAGCUCUUCAUCAGCGGGGACGAGCUGCUCAACCAGUGCCAGAGCGGCAAGAAGGGCUGGAAGAGCAAGAGGAGCCUACGGGCGGCCAGCGAGCUAGAGGAGAUCAAGUGCCGCAAGGCCAAUGAGAAGGAGGACCGCGGGCUGGGAAGCCAGGGCUUUGUUUAUGUGAUGGCCAACAAGCAACCACUGUGGAAUGAGGCCACUCAGGUCUACCAGCUGGACUUUGGGGGACGUGUCACACAGGAGUCRGCCAAGAACUUCCAGAUCGAACUGGAGGGGAGACAGGUGAUGCAGUUUGGCAGGAUUGACGGCAACGCCUACAUCCUGGACUUCCAGUACCCGUUCUCUGCUGUUCAAGCCUUCGCAGUGGCUCUAGCUAAUGUUACUCAACGCCUCAAAUGAGGUCCCACCCCCUUACACUGAAUACUAGCGAGGAUCGGAACAUCUGCUGGAAGGACAAGAUUAUUUAAUUUGAAGUUACUUUAAUAUUGGAGGAAAGACUGAAAUCAACUCUGUUUGCAUAUCGCAUCGCAAGCGAGAAAACGAGACACUGUGGUGCUGCACUGCCCAAUGUGGCCACCAGAGGGUGCAAUAAGCAUGGGCUGCAGGCGUUGGAGCAGGGCCAUAGUUUGCCUUGGCACAGUCAGCGGUCCCCUGUACUGCUUACAGGGCCCAAGAGCUCAGCUUUCUGUAGUCGUCAUGCAAAUAAAUGCUGCUUUAGCUAAUGAAAGCUAGCUAGUGGAAAGACUUAACUUACAACCUUCUAACGGUUUGGGUUUCCUGUCGGUAUGGUCCCGAGAGAUGAGUCGUUCUCUCUGUGCGGUUUUAAAAAGGAGCAGCAGUAAUACUUGAAAAAACUAUCUGGAAGAUUGAAGAUGUCGUUUUUUUCUUUCCAGAGCGUACAGGUACUACUGGGCACUGAAAUCCGUUGCUGUAAGAAACCGUUAUCAUCACUUUAUAACACUGCUUUGGCUUUUAGGUUUUUACACCUAAAGAUCUAACUUUCUGGGGGGGAAAUCUAGGCUUUUGAAAUGUUAUUUUUUAGUUAUCUGCCAUGUGUUUUGUUACAAUCCAAAUCUAUCUUGGCUGGAUUUGAGGUUUCAAUAUAUGCAUUGUAUUGUUGGAGCACUAGCACACGCAAAUGCGCAAGUUUUCUGAUUUCCCUGUUGUCAGGAACUCUGGAGAGGUAAGGGGGAAAAAAGAUGUAAGCUGAACGGCAGUCCUUGGAAUUUGAAGGAAAAAAAGAUGAUGUAGCUCAUAUGGUUUAAUGUAUCUCUGCAUUUGUUUUUCCUCUUGUUACGAAUAGGUCAUACAGUAUUCAGAUAUGAAUUUUAACAUUGUAAUUGUUCUUCGUAUUCAUGUUGUUAUUAUACAAUCUUAGUACCUUGUUUACAUGGAUUUCAAGAUGUCUGCUUUAUUUGGGAGAGACAGAGACUUAAUUGAUAUGCUGUUCUGUACACUACAAAAUCGGUGUGUUUUAAAAUGGUUUUACAGAAUAGUUGUGACCGUUAUCCUGUAUCUCCCAUUUUUAUCAUGGUGACAUGUUGACGGGGACACAAACAAAGAUCCUAGAGGUAAGAGUUCACCAAUCCGACCUUUGUUUCCCUGACAUGAAGUAAUUUGUCACUUGCUGUCACUUCUGUGAAGUGAGCGUCAGCGUGUAGGCUUGUCUACUCUUAAGCCCACACUAAAUGAGUAAGCAAGGUACAGGAAAUAUUUUUGUAUAUUUCACCUAUGCCAUUUCAUUAUUAUUAUUAUUAUUAUUAUAAUUUUUAAGUCAUGUAAAUAACUGCCACAUAUCAUUCAUAAAUAUUGUAAAAUCAUCUGGUGGAGUUGGACAGCUGUUUUCAUCGUAGCCCACUGUAUGUUCAAUAUUAUGGCGGAGAGCUGUAAUACAGUAGUAGAACUAUAGAAAUACACUACAAUCCCUGAGAAACCUGACAUCUUUCAGUUUUUGAAGUUAACCUCAGCUUUCUCCUUAAUUAUCUUAACCUGUUAGAACUUGGCAAGCUGAAAUUGCAAUCUUUUAAGAUGACUAGUUUUUGUUAGACAUCCAGGCUUGGGUGUGUGCCAAAAAAAAAUGAAUUACUACAAUUUGGAAGAUUAAUACAAAGGGGCCUAGAUCACUUGUGUGACAGAGAGAGAUCACUCCGGACCAGAUCCACACAUCAUGGUCUUGACAGCAAUGAGAUUAUUAGAUUAGAUUUUUCUUUCUUCCUCUGAGCUGCAUGUGAUAGUUGUUGGUUGGGGUGGGAUUAAGAUGGACCUGAUUCAAAGAAAAGAAAAUUUCUUAAAAAUGUUCAUUUUGUGUUAACAAUUUUGUUGUGCAAUAUUUUCUAAAGAAAGGUCCUCCCCUCACCAACACUGUUUGACAACCCUUCACUUUCACACUAGUAGUGUGGGGAAACUAUGGUAUUCAAUUUAUUUUUGCUGGUCUACAUUUUAUUUAUUAGAUUUGUUUUCUUACGCUAAAGGCUGUAUAUAACUUGUUGACUUUGCUGAACAUUUCUUUCUGUUGAAAGGGGUUUGUUACUGGUGUAGCCUAUUUGUCAGAGGGGGGGUGGGAGGGGGGGGUGGGCAAGUAGGGGAGAGGCAACUUUUCAUUCUGUGUUCUGUGAAGUUUGCAGUGGAUGGGAGAAGAUCUGAAUAAGUGCCCUGUCCUUGAGUGUAGUUGGUAGUAGUCAUUAAGGAAGUAUGUGUCAAGUGUGUUCAAUUGUGAGGUCAACCGAUCCCAUAAGUGUUAUCUAUGUUAACUUCUUCAGUGUGUGUAUUUCCACCAAUUCUCCCCCUCUAGAAAGYUAAACCUUUUUCACUCCGUUAAGCGUUUUAUGUUUUUGUUUAUUCUCACCAUGCAAUGGAAAUCUACACAUUCAUGAUGUUGACUGACUGGUCAAUUUUGAUUGUGUAUUAUUUCAAUACAACUCACACAUCAGUCCACAUGACAUGACCGUUUGGAUAAGCCACUGAAAACAUGUACAAAUCUCCCUUGGACACUGGUUUAGGAUUCUCAAUGAAUUCAUUUGAGGUGGUAACCUGUAGUAGACAUUGUAGGAUUUGGCUUUUCGUUUGAUCAGAAAUGUGCUUUGUACAUGUAGUUGUAGACAUAUAUAGGAAAAAAAACUUGAAAAAAUCUGAGUGAUUUGGUGACUGAAUGUUUAUAGUGAACGGUAGUAAGGCAUGCCAUGUUAAUUAUUUUACAAUUGUAUAUGUCACGCAUCUUUUGAAUAAAAUGUCAUUGUUUCAGA
This is a messenger RNA of Salvelinus sp. IW2-2015, 9046 nucleotides long. Lineage: Eukaryota; Metazoa; Chordata; Actinopteri; Salmoniformes; Salmonidae. The record is from RefSeq and is a predicted model, not a curated record.